Messenger RNA from Glossina fuscipes, 609 nucleotides. Its product is annotated as RNA-binding protein 48. Gene Ontology annotation, molecular function: nucleic acid binding. The transcript is spliced from 2 exons. The coding region runs from base 127 to 609 and encodes 160 amino acids. NCBI's taxonomy places the organism in Eukaryota, Metazoa, Arthropoda, Insecta, Diptera, Glossinidae. Gene Ontology annotation, cellular component: nucleoplasm. The record is from RefSeq and is a predicted model, not a curated record.
GAUCUUUUGUAACCAUACAAUUGAAGAGUUAAAUUUACAAUAUAGGGUAAAAAUUCUGAUCGAGAAACAUGGUUCAUUGUUUAUAAAUUUUCAAAGAAAAUAAAAUAUUUAUGCAUAGGUUAAGAUAUGAAUAACGCUAACGAACAUCACAAGCGUUUACAAUAUUGCAGGACACGAUUAAAAUACCGACAAGGUCGUCAAUUAAAAGCUGUAAAGGUUUACACCGUAGCCAGUGAGUCUCAAUAUUUGCUAAUAUUUGGAGUGCCUAAAAUCAACUUGAUACAAGAGUUAAAAAAUAAACUGCGCCAAUUUGGUUCGCUGGAAAACUUAAAAAAUAUUACCGAGAAAUGGGUACAAACACUAUCCUACGAAUUGGAACCCUUCACAGAAGUUUACUGUGUAAAAUAUAAAAAAGUAGAAGAAGCAAGACGAUGCAAACGCUAUUUAGAUGCUAGAGAAUUUUAUGGCGGUAUUUUGCAUAUAUCCUAUGCGCCGGAAUACGAAACUCUUGAAGAACUGAAAAGCAAAUUACAGCAAAGAGCAUAUGAAAUCAAUUGCCGCAUAAAAAGUAAUCAAAAUUACAUAAAGAAAAAUAAGAGAAUAGAAUAG